AGUAACAACUAGCUAAAUUAUUCCACCAAGCUUGUUUUGUCUCAUUAUAAUGCGUUUUAUGUUUCUAACGUUGAAUGACUUUGGUUUGCAAUAAGAAAAUGCUACGUGUCGAGUAUGUCGUGUGAUACAAAAAUGAAAGUAUACAUAGGAAAAAACACUACACAUGGGCAUUUCAUAUGACAAUCUACAGCCAAAGGCAGAUAGAUUGGCAGUGAGGUACAAGUCAGCUUGGUCUGUAAAGGAGCGUACGAAGCGAGCAAUCAAUGAACCAUCUAUCUUACAAGGGUUCGCGUGGGAGGUCGAGAAACUAACCACGCACAAACCAAAAGGACCAACCACGACUGAAGACGCGGUCAUCUUUGAACCUGGCGGCAAGGUGUCUCUAGACAUUCCUGAUAGGCUGUUCGGAUCUUCUUUCAACCUAAUCACAAACCUGUCUACUACAGUCGGAGAUUUCAUAACGAACUCUGCUGUUAGAACACAACGUUUGUUGGAAUCUAUGAGACCAUUCCUUAGAAGAACAUUUGGAUCAAAGGGAAUAGUAAUCGAAGGACCAACAGAUAAACCGAUCUUCUCCGAUCCCAAGGAAUCCAGCAGCUAGAGAAGAUAUUAAUUAAACAUAGAAAUGAGUGAAAAUAUUGUUUAGGAUUAGAUUAUUCUUAAAUAUAAUAUAAUAUUAUUAAUUAUACACAUUACCUCACCAUUAGGCCAUUAGAGAAUCUGAAAGUGAUCAAAUAUAGCACAAUACACAGUCAAGUUUUGAAUUAGUACUAACCAAAAUCCAUAAUUCAGUAACAAUUAGUAUAGAGCGGUGUCCUUCCUUCUCGUUUUAGCUCGUGAGUACAACGUAGGCAUUCUAGUGACUAAUGUAUCUUACCUGUUCGUCAGAUGGAUGAUAGGAUAAUAUAAAUAAUGCUGGAAUCCCUUAACCCUUGUAUGUGAUCGAUAUAUUCACUAAACCACACAUAUUUAUAAGCCUAUGGGGCAUGGUUUGUGUCACUCACACGUUAUUCAUUUUGGAUAAAAUGUAAGGGUGGGCCAUCCGUUGGUUUCUUUUUUAAGUUGGUAUUAAAACUAUACUUUUCAAUAAUAUGUAACACUCGAUACUUUAUUCAAAAGAAUACACCCUCAGAUUAUUUAUCAAAGCCAAUUUCAGUUAAAUGGCUGCCUCGGC
Acanthoscelides obtectus is the source of this 1174-nucleotide messenger RNA. The record is from the annotation of a GenBank genome assembly. Lineage: Eukaryota; Metazoa; Arthropoda; Insecta; Coleoptera; Chrysomelidae.